Erythranthe guttata (spotted monkey flower) is the source of this 1745-nucleotide messenger RNA. It is a transcript of the gene HHP2, whose product is annotated as heptahelical transmembrane protein2. Gene Ontology annotation, cellular component: membrane. Gene Ontology annotation, biological process: response to hormone. The record is from RefSeq and is a predicted model, not a curated record. NCBI's taxonomy places the organism in Eukaryota, Viridiplantae, Streptophyta, Magnoliopsida, Lamiales, Phrymaceae. Gene Ontology annotation, molecular function: signaling receptor activity.
AUUAACUUUGACCGGAAGAGAUUAUAGUCAACGCUCAAUGGAACCAGCUGAGCUGGCAAUCAAAUCACACCCACAUCUAAUUGAGAUGAUCCCUACCGCACUCGAUCACAACUCUGAACGAAAUUCACUUUUUUAUUUUCCGACUUGUGUAAUUUAAAUUAUUAUUAUAAAUAAAUGGUCACACGCUAUUUUCUGGAGUUAUAUAUACUCAGCGCCUAUCGUAAAAAAAAAAAAACUCCAUUCACAACACUUUGAAAUUGAAAUUACACAUAGUUACACACACACACACAGAGAAAUAUACAGGCGUACACACACACACAGCGGCGGCGGCGGAGGAGGAGGAGGGGAAAGGAAAACUCGUUAUUCCGGCGGUGAAGCUUUCGCGUUUCCACCGGUAAAUUAAAGUUGUUCUUUUCCCGGUGGAGAUUACAUAUAAAUCGGAUAGGAAAAUGAAGAGACGAGCGGUGAAAAGCUCCUCGCCGGCGGCGCCGGCGGCGAAGGGCGGUGAUAAUAAGAAGAAGAAAUCGGUGAAAUCUGAGCGGAGGUUGGUGAAGUACGAGGAGCUGCCGGAGUAUUUGAAGGACAACGAGUUUAUCACCGAUCAUUACAGAUGUGAAUGGCCGUUGAAGGAUGUUCUCCUCAGCGUUUUCUCCUUGCACAACGAGACUUUGAAUAUUUGGACGCAUUUAGUUGGAUUUGUGAUAUUUCUAGGGUUGAUGGUGACGAGCUUGACGGAGAAGAUGACCUUGAAAAAUGUGAUGGCCGCUUUCUUCGGAGAGCGAAGUGAUGGAUGGCUGAAGACGACGAUGAUGAACGAAUCCAACGGCUCUAACGCUUCCUUUUCGGAUUCUUACCUAAGGCACAUAGCCAGCACACCAAUACUAGGUGUGACAAAACAUUCCACUGCAUCAGUUCCAUUAUGGCCCUGGUUUGUCUUCCUAGUAGGAGCAAUGGGAUGCCUGAUAUUCAGCACCAUAUCGCACCUCUUCGCCUGCCACUCCAAACGCUUCUACUACUUCUUCUGGCGCCUCGACUACGCCGGGAUAUCCCUCAUGAUCGUCUGCUCUUUCUUCGCCCCAAUUUACUACACCUUCUCCGACCACCCAUACUGGCGGUUCUUGUACCUUUCGUCAAUCACUGUCAUCGGAAUCUUGGUUGUUGUAACUCUUCUUGCGCCCGCUCUCUCCAGCGGCCGUUUCAGGUCGUUUAGGGCGGCAGUUUUCCUCGGCAUGGGAUUCUCCGGCGUGAUCCCGGCCGCCCAUGCGGUGGUUCUGCAUUGGGACCACCCGCAGAUAUUGGGAUCGCUGGUGUAUGAGAUAGCUAUGGGGGUAUUAUACGGUGUGGGUGCGGUGUUUUAUGUUACGAGAAUACCGGAGAGAUGGAAGCCCGGUAAGUUUGAUAUUGUGGGGCAUAGUCAUCAGAUUUUCCACGUUUUCGUUGUGCUUGCUGCCCUGGCUCAUAGUGCUUCGAUUCUUAUUAUCAUGGAAUGGAGGCGAUGUUCACCUGCCUAGAGUUUCUUAGAGAGAGGACCUAUUAUAGUCCUCAUAAAUUGUUUUACUAUGUUGUUGUUUUGUAUCUCUAUUUUUUUUAUCUUUUUCAUUAAAUAGGUAUAUUUGAUUUUAUUUUUUCUUUCUUUUUUCUGCUUGUGAUGAUGUAGCAGCAUAUAUGUUUAUUUGUAACAUCACAACUGUAUUUGCUGAGAGCAACCAGUGAUGCGUUGAGUAAAGAAAAAAAUGAAAUUUACA